AUGCUUUCACCGUGGAUCCGAAAAUAUGUCACGGCCCGGCCAGCACGGCAAGCCAAGUCUCAUAUCAAGACUAAACUUGACCAUUUUGUCGAAACCGGAGAAGUUCGCCGCCUAACACCGACUCAGGAGGAGAGGAAGGGACGCUUUCGGGCACAAAAUAUAAAGCGUUUGGCAGCCAAGUCGAGACCAUCUGCUUCAAAAGUGCUUCUUUUACUUAAGGCAAAGUAUGAUAAUACUCUACUUACCAGUAAGAACACUGAUAUUGAUCUUCAGAAGCUAAAGCCCCAAGACUUGUAUGUCGACUCCACAAAGCUGCUUGAUAUCUUUCAGUCGUUGAUGGAAGUAAAGAAAGUCACCAGGAAACCCAUCGAUGAGAAGAUCAUGCUUACACUUCUUGGAUCGUCUCCCGAACAACUCAAAGACCCAUUUUUGGUUACAAAGGAUGUGUUGAAGUUGCUAGAAAGAGACAACGAUACUGCCCGGGCUAUGCAGUUAUGUCUUAUGGCCAAAGAAAACGGAGAGGUGGGUAUGAAUGCCAUUUUACAGUGGAGUUUAGACCGAGGAGACGUUGAACAAGCUACAAAGUCGUUGAUGAGACGGAAAAAAUGGGGAAUUCCCGCCAACGAACACACCUACAUCCACUAUUUCAGUGGGUUGGCCAAGUGCCAUGAAUGGGGAAAUGUUCCUGAUGACCUUGCUGAUAAAUGUGAAGACAUGUUCACCAAAAUCGAUUUCAAACCUAGCGUGGAGAUCUUCAACGCCUGUCUCUCUUUGCUCGUGAAGAACUUCUCACAGAAUCAGAAACGUGCGUGGGACUUCUUUAACCAGCUUGAAACGCUCCGCAUCCCUCCCACUUGUCAAACUUAUACUAUUUUCCUUAAUGGGUGCAAAAAGUACCAUCAGAGCGAAUGCCUGCUGAUCCGCAAGGAUAUGUCGAUAAAUGCCUCGCAGAGAACAACCCAACUUUUCCAAUCCCAGGCUGAAUUGAUUUCGACUGCCAAAAUGGUGUUGGAGAGAUUGAAGAAGGCUGCCAUUCCCCCAGUUCCACCUACCAGGGAAGAGGCCGAUGCCAAUCCGAAGUUGCUUGAGAAUUACAGAAAGAAAAUCCGUCAAACACUUAUGGAUAUUGAUCCAGUGUUUGCAGCAACGUUUGUUCUGUGCUACAUCAACAACUAUGCUGGAACAACAUAUAGUGCUUCUCAAGGCUCACAUUACGUUUAUCUUCAACAGGGAUUAGCGUAUCUUCAAAUGUGGUGUCCUGAAGUUGAGUCAAUGCUUUAUUUUGUUCUGAAACUGGUUAAUUCUAAGUACGACUCGGAUUCUUCUGUUUAUUUCACCUCUGAUGUUUCAUCAGAGGUGCAGAGACGGACUGAGGCUAGAUUGGAACAUGCCCAUUUGCAGCCGGAAUCUAAUCCUCUUUCCCUCUGUGCUCCAUUGCUGAAGGACCAGGUUAAUCCUUUGGUCAUUUUCCCCCCUCCAGCUUUCUCUUCAAAGAAAACCAAAGCUAUUUUCUCUGGAAAGCAGAAACGCUUAGUAGACUUUGGAAGACCUACGUUUGCCGAUAUUGAGAAGCUAGUGGCACAUCGGAACUAUGUCAGCUCCAAGGGGAAGUACGGAAAGAAACUUCCAGCCCUGAAGCCAAUUUCUUUGGAUCGCAAGUCUACCAUCAAUAAGUUCUUACUUCAGUUAGCUCUUGAUGCAUUGAUCAAGUUAGGACUUCAUAAGGAAUUCUAUUUGGCUAUGUGGUAUGCGCUCACCAAAUGGGGUGGUCUUUAUUUGAGUCGUACUGGUCUCCUGGAGAAAACUAGGGAUAAACUCACAUGUGGAGCACUUCCUCCUUCUGAGUAUCCUGUUAUGACGAAACCAGAACAGCCAGAGGAGAGAAUAACUGGAAAGAAAAAUGUGGUGGAAUCUGUAGAGCCAGAGCAGGAAAAGAUAGAGAAAACUGAUUCAACAGAGCAAACUGACGUGGAACAAGCAACCUUAUCUUUCCACGAGAAGCUCAGACUCACCCCCACCCAUGACGAGAAGAUCAUCGACGCUUUAUUGGUGGAAAACUUCAUUUACAAGAUUGAAGAGAACUUUAAUCAUUCUGAUGUUCCUGUUCGUUAUGCUGUUGAGCUCGUCGCUGCCAUGGUUAGUGAAACCACCAAUAUCUCUAAAACUCUUGUUCCUCGAGACAAGACCUUUGACUACAUUUUCUCCAUUCUCAACAGAGAUGUACAUCUCUACAAUGAUAAGAAUGUGCACAAGGGGGCUGUAGCCAACCGCAGAAAAGGAAUACGAGACAAUACCGCUAAAAGAUCACUAACUGCUCAGCAAUUGCGUGAUCUUUUGGAUCCACUCCUGGUUCUCAUAGACUCUAUCAUGGUCCAUGAGGGCCGAGUGUAUUCCAAGUCUCAGAACAGAAAAUCACUCAUGCUGAACCGAUUCGUGGAGUCAUACAACUCGCUCAUCAAAAACCUUUACGGCAUUACUUGGAGCGAUGCUCCCGAGAACGGCGCAAUUGCUGUGGAGUUGCACAAGAAGAUUCUCCACUCUGGAAUUCUAUUUUACAGACCCAAGACAUUGAUCGAUCCUCGCGACAAGAUUGUCCAUACUGAGAUUGUUGAGCACUCUAUGGAAUAUGUCUACAAGCAUCUCAAAGCCAACUCCCAGCUAGAUUCUAAGGAUAAGAAACUCAUGCUUACACUCCGGUCAUUAUUCCAGCUCGAUGCAUCGUCUUCCGAAGCUCUUGAAUUGCUUAAUUCACUUCAGUGGAAAAUUUACCACCUUUCCACCUAA
Molecule: messenger RNA, 2784 nt
Organism: Sungouiella intermedia
Lineage: Eukaryota; Fungi; Ascomycota; Pichiomycetes; Serinales; Metschnikowiaceae
Source: the annotation of a GenBank genome assembly